Molecule: messenger RNA, 4600 nt
Organism: Zalophus californianus (California sea lion)
Lineage: Eukaryota; Metazoa; Chordata; Mammalia; Carnivora; Otariidae
Gene: ADA2
Product: adenosine deaminase 2
Exons: 14
Coding region: 842-2413 (523 amino acids)
Biological process (GO): adenosine catabolic process; inosine biosynthetic process
Molecular function (GO): adenosine deaminase activity
Source: RefSeq, a predicted model, not a curated record
UGAAGGGAAUAGGAAGACAGUAAGUUAGACCUGUAGGAAUUAUCUAGGGGGAGGAGAAUUUAAGGGUGUUGCCGGCAUAUGUGAAGGACCAGAGCCAAAAAGGACAGCAGGACACAUUGGUGAAUGAAAGGCGUUGCCUAGGACCCAAGCCUGAGUACAGGUGGGGAGCGGAUCUGACAGAACUGCUGGCCAGGUCACAUCAAGUUCGUUGGGUUGCAGGCGCUGGAGGAGAUGCCAAGAUGACUAAGCCUGUUUCCGGACUGAGGAAGCUCAUUGUCUGAAAAAAGUCCUGAAAGGUUGUGAUAAAGAUGACAUGGAAGGAGAGACAGCAGAAACAGGAGUCUCUCUACAUUUGAAGGAUCAUCCACAAGGAGGGAGAGAAUGAAGGUGAGGGAAAUGAAGUCACUGGUCAAGAAAUGUACAUUUUCUCAGAAAACAUUGAUACCAUAGAAGCAGCAAGGCACAAAACCAGGGACUGUUGAACCAGACGGCUCCAGAGCUUAAAGCUGUUCAUGGGAGGACACAGCCCUGCCAUCUUCACAGUCCUCCUCCAGGCCUUCCCCAGCCCCCCAGCUCCAGCCUCAGGAAGUGGAGCUGCUGAGAAUCUCUCCUCCAGCCUCGCCUCCUGCCGAGAGUGUCCUCCGCAGGAGCAUUUCCUGGCCUAAUUAAGCUGGGUAAUGAGUAGCUAAGAGGGAGGGGAUAAAAGCCCUAGGCGGCUUAGAGCUGGGACCGUUUAUGACAGGGGUGUCUGCAGCUGGUGACACUCUUAGGAAAGGUAUUUCUCAGAACCCUGGGAAGGUGCACGCUGUUGCCACAGCAGAGCGAGCCCCAAGGCAUCCCAAUGUCCAUGGGUGGCCCGCCAGGGCAGCCAGCCCUGCUCUCCCUGCUUUUGGUGGCAGCGAUGCCUUUCUCCUGCUCAGCCGUAUCCACAGAUGAAGCACGAGUGCAGCUGUUGAUGAGAGAGAAGAUGAUGCAGCUGGGGGGGCAGCUGGUGCUGACCGAGCAGGAGGAGCUGGCUAACGGGAGGCUCAUGGCCCUCAAAAAGGCCGAGGUGGCACAGGCCAUGAAGAGCCAGAAUUUCCCUCCCAGCAUGCACUUCUUCCAGGCCAAGGAUCUCAUCGAGAAAAGUGAGGUGUUUAAUCUCCUGAAGAAGAUGCCAAAAGGGGCUGCCUUACACGUCCAUGACUUCGGCAUCCUGAGCAUGAACUGGCUGGUGAAGAAUGUCACCUAUAGGCCCCACUGCCACUUCUGUAUCACCCCGAAGGGGGCCCUGAGGUUCAAAUUUGCUUAUCCAACACCCCCCACCCCAAUGCCAGCAGAGUGUUCAGAGUGGGUUUUACUGGAGAAGUAUCGAAAGGAGAUUCAGAACGUCACUGAGUUUGACAACGGACUGCUAAAGAAUUUCACUCUGAUGACUGAGAACCCCGACGUGGAUUAUGCAAACCAAAAUAUCGUCUGGUCCAAGUUUCAAACGAUCUUCUUCACAAUCUCUGGCCUUGUCCACUAUGCACCAGUGUUCAGAGACUAUGUCUUCCAGGCCCUGGAGGAGUUCUACCAGGACAAUGUGCUCUACCUGGAGCUCAGAGCCAUGCUGUUCCCGGUGUAUGAACUGAAUGGGACCAUCCAUAGUCAAGAGUGGUCAGUGAGGACUUACAGAGAAGUGGCUUCUUUGUUUGCAAAAGAGCAUCCCGGGUUUAUUGGAAUCAAACUCAUUUAUUCGGAUCACAGAAUAAAAAAUGUGUCCUUCAUCGUGAAAUCCGUCCAAACAGCCAUGAUGCUUCGAGCCAUGUUCCCCAGGAUGGUGGCGGGGUUUGACCUGGUGGGGCGUGAGGACACUGGUCACUCCUUGUAUGACUACAGGGAGGCUUUGAUGAUUCCCACCUUGCAUGGCGUUAAACUGCCUUACUUUUUCCAUGCUGGAGAGACAGACUGGCAGGGUACUUCCAUAGACAGAAACCUUCUGGAUGCUCUACUACUGAACUCUACCAGGAUUGGCCAUGGAUUUGCUUUGACCAAACACCCAGCAGUCUGGGCUGACUCCUGGAAGAAGAACAUCCCCAUAGAAGUCUGUCCCAUCUCCAACCAGGUUCUGAAACUGGUGUCUGACUUGAGAAACCAUCCUGCCGCUGUUCUGAUGGCCACUGGGUACCCCAUGGUGAUCAGCUCUGAUGACCCAGCUGUCUUUGGUGCCAGAGGCUUAUCCUAUGAUUUCUAUGAGGCCUUCAUGGGCAUUGGGGGAAUGGCGGCCGAUCUGAGGACACUCAAACAGCUGGCCAUGAACUCUAUCAAGUUCAGCACCUUGUUGGAUAUUGAUAAAAAGGCUGCCAUGAAAACCUGGGAGGAGAGAUGGAAUAUGUUUGUAGCCGACCUGGCAAGGAGGCCAAAGGGAGAAGCUAGCCGUUUAUUACCCUAGUCCUCUGCUCUCCUCUGCAAGCUGUUCUCACCUUCCAUCAGUAAUGCUUGAACCCACUUCAGUGUAGUUGCUACCUCCAUUUCUUCAUCAGAACUAACCUCAUGGAGGUCAUCAAUGGCCUCCACAUUGCUUGACCUCUCAGAAACACUUAAACAGUCUACCAAAGUCAUCUUUUUGAAAUAUCCUUUUCUCUCAACCUCAGUGACAUCAACUCUUUUGGUUUCCUCCUUUCUCUCUGGCCAUUGCUUCCAGGGUGCCUUUUCCAGAUGCUCUUCUCUAUCAGAUCUCUGUGUUGCAUUUCCUCAGGGCUUAGUUUUGCCUUUCCUCUGUUCAUGUCUCUGCUUCUCUCCUCUUCUUUUCUCUCUCACUCUAUAGUCUUUUCCUAAGUAGUCUCAUCCACUCCUUUGCUUUUAAAUACCAUUUAUUUGCUGAUGAUUACCAAUUUAUUUAUUCAUUUGGAAGGUUCACAGGAAUCUCAAAACCUACUAUGUGCAAUUCUGAACUCUCAAUCUCUUCCCUUUCAACCUUUUCCUGAUCUUUCUCAUCUUGGUAAAUGGCAUCUCCAUCCAUUCCACCCAGUUGCUCUACGUAGAAUUUUUCAGUGAAAUUCUUGAUACUGCUCUCUCUCCUGUUCCCUACAUCAAAAUGUAUCUUGACUCCUCCAUGCCUCUCUAUCUGUAUUGCUGUCGGCUGAGUUCAAGCCACUAUCACUUCUUGUCUGAGUUACAAUAGCCUCCUAACUGAUCUCUCCUUUCUUCUCUUUGCCUUCUUCAUUUCAUUUUUCACAGAGCAAUGACUUUUCAGAAAUUAAAUCAGGUUACUAAUGGCUUACGACUCAGUGCACUUAGAAAAACCCAAAUGUUUCAACAGGGCAUAUAGCAUCCUCUUUAACCUGGAUCCCUUCCAGCAUCAUUCUACCCCGGUCUCCUCUAGUGUACCAGAUUCUGGCCACACUGGUCCUUUGUUUCUCAAAUAUCCCAAACUCUAUGCUGCAUCAGAGUCUUUUUCUCAUUCUCUCUGCCUGGGAUAGUCUUUCUUUCCACUUUUGUCUAACUGACUCCUGUUUACCCUUCAGGUUUCACCUUUAAUGUCACUGUCUCAGAAGUUUCCUAGACCCCCUAACCUGUUAAUAUCUCUCAUGGCACCUUGCUUUUUUCCUUCAUGACUCUUAUCAUAAUUUGUAAUUAUAUAUUUAUUUCUCUGUUUAUGGUUUCCCUCCACCAGAGUGUAAGAUCCAUGUGGGCAGGUACUAAUGAUUGUUUCCUGUACACUGUGAACCCAGAGCCUAACUCCAUGCCCCAAACCUAGUCAGUACUCAAUAAAAGAUAUGUUAAAUGAAUGGAUAUAAUAUUGAGCUGGUUGCUGAAGCAGGAGGGAACACAGCAGAGUCUCCCCAAAGAAAAGACCUCAUAUGAUCCAAUUCUGGCUCCUAGCCUGGUCUUCAGGAAAAGGAAGGCAAGAAACUAGCCCUGUCUUUACUUGACUAAAGGAAGAGAAGGAGGAUCAAAGAAUUCCUUAGAAGUUGUAGGUGGAUUCAAGUGUCUUCUCAUCCAUCACCCAUCACCUGCACCUGAGCUCAAAGGCAGAAGCCAACACUCUUCUCCGUUAGUAGUUUAUCACUGUUUGGGUCAUGACACUGGAAAAAGUCUUGCUGAUUACGUGUCCUCAACCACAGGCUGGUACCCAGAUGGAACAGUCUUUGAUUUAUUGCCUUAGCCAAUCCCAGGAGAUGGUACAUAGGUCCCAACUCAGCUGACUUAUAUUUAAUAAAUGGUGAAAAUGGAACUUAGCAGAAUGGACUUCUGUAGCAAGUUGUCAUGACUACAGGGGUCUCCCAGGAGUGUAAGGUCUCUGACCCAGACUUGGUGUGAUCUCUGAUUUGGCAAACUAAACCAGCUACUAGUCUUGUCUUCAUGCCUGGUUCAAUAGGCUGAGACCUAGCAGAGAACUAGAAACAUCAACAGAACCAGAUGUUAAGAAGAUCUGGGAAACAGGUUGUAGCCCCCUUGGAACUAAGUAAUAUUUCUGCCAGGAGUUGAGUCGUUAAAUCUGAUUUCACUUAUUCCUCCUGUAGGACUUCCCAGAAGGUACCCUGGCAUAUGUUUUUUUGGGAAAACUUGUGUGUUAAUUGAAUUUUUGUAAAUGAAAUCAUGCUGCACCUGGGGCCUUGCUAUUUAUUUAAAGGAA